GAAUCGCAAGUUUUCAGGUCGAAUUUGUUUACAAAAAAUUUUGAAACUUUUUAAUAACAUAAAAGUCAAAAUAAAAUGGCACGUAGAAAGAAGAAAGGAACAGGUGUAGUGAGAAAAUCAUACAACAAAUCAACACUCAAGUUUGCAAAUGACGUAGGCGAUAAUUUCAUUAAGAAAUGGAUAAAAUCACAAUCCGCGCCAAAAUCAAAGGAAUAUGAUUUGUGGAAUGAGAUAAUAGAAAUUGAUUCGGACGAUCAAUUUGAUGAACUUGAAUGUAACUUAAAAAUCUUUGAAAAACCAUUGAGAAGUUUAUUGAAAAAACGUCCUGACACAUUUUUAAGAAAACGAUUUAAUUUAGAAUGUGAAUGGGAUAAAUGUUGUUUUGAAAGCAUUGAUCAGAAGAGUUACGUAAACCACGUCCACGAUCACUUGAUGGUUUUAUCGAAUUCACAACUAAAAUGUCAAUGGAAUCUUUGCAAGUUUGAAACUGAAGAUAGAACUGAUUUUUUACGUCAUCUCGAUUAUCAUGCUUAUCAUACUCGUUUAAAAACUUUUGGCUUAGGCUUAACAAACAUUCUUUCCAUUCCAAACUGUCAAGGCGAUUCUAAGCUUAGAAAUAUCAUUCCAUCAGUUUCAGCAGAUUACUUUUGUUACUGGAAUAAUUGUACAGAACAUUUUCCAACAAUAAUCGAAUACUUUGAGCAUGUAAAUAGUCACAUUAAAGAGGAAUAUGAAACAGGAAUUGUUUCGUCUUCAUUCCGACGACCAAAUCUGCGCUCAAUCAAAGUAAAAUGUUUAUGGAGUCAAUGCAAUAAAGAAGUUCCAAAUGUUUUCGAACUCAAACGACAUUUGAAGACACAUACGAAAGAAAAGUUGAUUGGAUGUGGAAAUUGUGGAGCUCUUUUUAUCAAUAAGCCUAUGUUUAUUAAUCAUUGCAUACGACAAGUUUUGAACGAACGAAGCUUUCAAUGCAACGACUGUUUAAAGUGCUAUCCGACGAAGAAUCUAUUGAAGGAUCAUUCUCGCUCUCAUGUAAAUAAAUUUCAAUGUAACUUAUGUGGCUUAAGUUGUCAGAAGAAAUCGGUUCUCGCCCGACAUAUUCAAUAUCGGCACAUCACUGAGAGGCCUUUUGCUUGUGAUGAAUGUGAUUAUAAAGGAAAAACAAAACAAGAUCUUGAUGGACAUUCGAAUGUUCAUAAGAAUAGAACUGAAAAUCCCUACAAAUGUGAAGUUUUUCAGUGCAAUUAUUCGUCAAAAACUUUAAUGGCUUUGAAACGACACGACGCUAAAGAACAUUUCGGUCAACCUCAGAUUUAUGCUUGCCAUUGUUGUAAGAAGACAUAUCUACGAGGAUAUUUACUGAGCAGACAUCUCAUGAGACUUCAUUCAUAUCGUCUUGCACCUGGCCACUCAAGAUUUAUCUACAAACGAGAUGCCGACGGAUAUUUUAGAUUACAAACUAAACGAGUUGAGAAUUUACAAUCACUUUCGGAGCCUUUGUGUUCAAUGACUGAUGAAGAUUCAAAUAUGGUCGUUUCUUACGAAAUUGAUAAAAUUGAUUUGAACACCGAUUCGCUCAUUAAUGUGAAGUUGAAGAAAGUUGAACGUCCUAAGCAAAUGGAGACUCCAACCUACCAAUUCUUCACUGAUGCCUCUACAGAAGAUUCUAAAGAUAUCAACGACUUCGCUAUUGUUAAACAUUAUAUUUCAAAACGGAAAAACACUGAAAAAUAAAUUUACAAAUAUCAAUAAAUUCUUUAGUUAAGAU
This is a messenger RNA of Clunio marinus, 1768 nucleotides long. NCBI's taxonomy places the organism in Eukaryota, Metazoa, Arthropoda, Insecta, Diptera, Chironomidae. The record is from the annotation of a GenBank genome assembly.